AUGUCAUUGCCGACUCCUCAAUAUCGCCUGAAUGCGAUCCGAGCGCACGACGUCUACGAGCCCGCCGAAGACACGUUUUUGCUCAUCGACGCCAUCGAGAAGGAUAUCAAGGUACGAAAAAUGUCAAGUUUCAACGCGAAAAAAGACAACGAUUUGCAGGAAAUCCGUUCGCGAAACCCGAAGCUCGUUCUGGAAAUCGGGUGCGGGUCGGGCGUCGUCUCGACAUUCGUAAACCAGGCGCUCGGCGGAAACGUGACGUCAGUGGCGACGGAUUUGAACCCGCACGCACUGGACGUGACACUGGAGACCGCCAAACUCAACGACAUCAAGAUCGACGUCGUGCGCACCGAUUUGUACGCCGGACUCGAAAAUCUCAACGGAAAGGUUGGAUAGACACGGCGAUCAAAGCCUGAAAAAUAUUUUGGCCCAUGUUUCAUGUGUUUCGUCGAAAUGACCAAACUUUUGCACAUUUUCAGCUCAAAACUAGCGAAUUUCAUUGAGAAAUGAAAAAGUUCGACUGAUUUUCAAGUUUUGCGUUGAAAAUCCGCGAAUUUUGCUGUUUGCCACGUUCGCCCUCGGGGCGAAUGAUUUCAAUGGAGCGCACUUGCAACAGGCGGCCUGUGUCGAUUUACUAUAAAUGCGAAAAACAUGAAAGACUCUAAAUUCUACAACACAAAAUGAUACGUUUCUUGCGAAAGUUUGUGCUCAAAACUGUUAUGGGGCUAUUCAGACUGUGAAAAAAUGAUUGUUUUCCGUUUUUUUCGUUUUUUUACGUCAAAAAAUCCAAUUCAGCGGUGUAAAAAAACGAAAAAAACGGAAAACAAACAUACGCUGAAUAGCCCCAUUAAAGCACACAUUCUAUGAAACCGCUCAAAGUGGUAAAACGAAGCGAGUGAGAAAAUAACCCCUAAAACUGUGCGAAUUUCAGGUGGACGUGCUUCUAUUCAACCCACCGUACGUGCCGACAGAAGAGGAGCCGAAGACGAACGCGGAGCUGACGUACGCGGGCGGGCGCACCGGCCGAUCCACGCUGGACCGUCUGCUGCCUCGAAUUCCGGAUCUCCUCUCGCCGCGCGGAGUGUUCUACCUCGUCGCGUUGCACUCGAAUGACAUUCCGUCGCUGCUGAAGCACUCGGACCGCCUGCGCGCCACAGUUUCCAUGGAACGACGAUGCGGAAUCGAACAUUUGUACAUUUUGAAAUUUGUUAAAAGCUCCGAAGACGAUGAAUCGCCGACGUCUUCCGAAUUGUCAUAG
This is a messenger RNA of Caenorhabditis sp. 36 PRJEB53466, 1255 nucleotides long. Lineage: Eukaryota; Metazoa; Nematoda; Chromadorea; Rhabditida; Rhabditidae. The record is from the annotation of a GenBank genome assembly.